GACGUCCUCGACCCAGAGGUGGCGCCUUUGGAAAUGCCGCUCCUCUCCCAGAGAGGCUACUACCUGACGAUCGGUGGCAGGGACGACUUCGUGGCAUCAAGGCGAGGUCUUCCUGGAGUCGAAACGAGGCUCAUGUUCAACAGACGACUGGCCGCGCUGGAGGCGGCGAGGCUGGAGGCUGCCGAGAGAGCCGAGGCGCUGACCGAUAACUACCUCACGCGGUCGAAAGCAAGAAAAGCGCCCCUGGCAGAUGGCCAGGAAAAUAAUGACAGCAAUAAAGACGGCGUCAAAGAGAACGGCGCCGUGGAAGAAGAGGAAGAAGCCACCGGCGAUGAUGAUUCGUUCACCGAAGAGCUGGAGGCGGACUACCUCGACUACAUAGCGACGCCCUAUGAUUACGAUCCUCCCAUCAGGCGUCUCGCUAGACGGCUCACUCAGCGCCGACUCUACCCGUAUCGA
Molecule: messenger RNA, 459 nt
Organism: Lymnaea stagnalis (great pond snail)
Lineage: Eukaryota; Metazoa; Mollusca; Gastropoda; Lymnaeidae
Source: the annotation of a GenBank genome assembly